Molecule: messenger RNA, 1352 nt
Organism: Fragaria vesca subsp. vesca
Lineage: Eukaryota; Viridiplantae; Streptophyta; Magnoliopsida; Rosales; Rosaceae
Product: malate dehydrogenase, cytoplasmic-like
Exons: 7
Coding region: 85-1083 (332 amino acids)
Biological process (GO): tricarboxylic acid cycle; oxaloacetate metabolic process; malate metabolic process
Molecular function (GO): L-malate dehydrogenase (NAD+) activity
Source: RefSeq, a predicted model, not a curated record
CCACUCUCACUGUUUUAAGCUCUCUCUCUCUCAAAAACCAACUUGACCAUAUCCAGAUCGAUUCGCUUUUCUUCAUCGGAAUCCAUGGCCAAAGAACCAGUUCGCGUUCUCGUUACCGGAGCCGCAGGUCAAAUCGGAUAUGCUCUUGUACCUAUGAUCGCAAGGGGAGUGAUGCUCGGAGCCGACCAGCCCGUGAUCCUUCACCUUCUUGAUAUCGAAUUCGCUGCUGAGGCAUUGAAAGGUGUCAAGAUGGAGUUGAUCGAUGCUGCCUUCCCGCUCCUUAAAGGUGUUGUUGCUACAACUGAUGUUGUGGAGGCAUGCACCGGAGUUAACAUCGCAGUCAUGGUUGGUGGCUUCCCAAGGAAGGAGGGCAUGGAAAGGAAGGAUGUCAUGUCAAAGAAUGUUUCUAUCUACAAGUCCCAGGCUUCUGCGCUAGAGAAGUAUGCAGCUGCUAACUGCAAGGUUUUGGUUGUUGCCAAUCCUGCAAACACCAACGCUUUGAUCUUGAAGGAAUUUGCACCAUCAAUCCCUGAGAAAAACAUAUCUUGCCUAACUAGACUGGACCAUAACAGGGCAUUAGGCCAGAUUUCAGAGAGAUUGAACGUUCAAGUUUCUGAUGUGAAAAAUGUCAUUAUCUGGGGAAACCACUCAUCAUCUCAGUAUCCUGAUGUCAACCAUGCAACUGUCAAGACACCAUCUGGAGAGAAACCCGUCCGUGAGCUUGUUGCUGAUGAUGCUUGGUUGAAUGGAGAAUUCAUUGCCACUGUUCAACAACGGGGUGCUGCAAUUAUCAAGGCCCGAAAGCUGUCCAGUGCGUUGUCAGCUGCUAGUUCUGCUUGUGACCACAUCCGGGAUUGGGUACUUGGAACCCCAGAGGGUACUUGGGUUUCCAUGGGUGUGUACUCUGAUGGCUCAUACGGUGUACCAGCUGGUCUCAUUUACUCAUUCCCUGUCACUUGUUGUAAUGGAGAUUGGAAGAUUGUUCAAGGACUUCCUAUUGAUGAGUUCUCCAGGAAGAAGAUGGAUGCAACUGCCGAUGAGCUUUCUGAGGAGAAGGCCUUGGCAUACACUUGCAUCAAUUAAUCGCUCUUGUGUACUUCUCAGUGUGGUUAUAAUUUGGCAUACACUUGCAUCGAUGUCUGUCAAAUUGAAGUAGGCUGAAGUUUUGAAAUAAUGCCAUUGUUAAGGUAGAGAGAACUGUAAUGAUGGAGAGGCUUCUUCUAUGAAUUUUACUAUUGUUUUUGCCCAUUAUAUAUGCGGAUAUUUGGACCUUUUUCUGGAUUAUAAUCGCAUAUAUGAAUGUCAGUGGGACUUGAAAAUUAUCCAUAUCUACUUGCUAGCUGAUUAUAAAU